UUCGUUUUAUCUACUUGCUUUCUCUCAUGCAUUUAUGUCAAGAAGAAUUGGCAUAAAUUAUGGUCAAUUGGGAAGCGAUUUGCCAUCUCCAUAUCAAUCGAUCGAAUAUCUCAAGUCGAUGAAAGCCGGUAUGGUGAAGCUCUAUGAUGCCAAUCCUGAAACUCUAAAGCUUUUAUCAGGAACAGAUCUUCAUGUCUCAAUAAUGGUGAAAAAUGAACAACUAUCCAGCAUUGCUUCAAGUGAAAUAAUGGCCGAAAAUUGGGUACGCGAAAAUGUUCUUGCGUACUACCCCAACACGAAGAUCAGAUUCAUACUUGUUGGAAAUGAAAUUUUUACCUACAAUGAUCAGAAAAUGUGGCUUGAUCUUGUACCAGCCAUGAGCCUAAUCGAGAAAUCAGUGGCUGCACAUAACAUUCAUAACAUAAAAGUGGGGACUCCACUGGCUAUGGACGUAAUGGAUUCGACUUUUCCACCCUCAAGUGGGAAAUUCAGUUCUAGAAUUCCGGAGAAGGUGAUGGUAUCGUUGCUCGAAUUCUUGAAUUCGACUCGAUCAUUCUUUUUCAUAGAUGCGUACACUUAUUAUCCAUGGUCAUUGGAUCCAUCGAAUUUGGACUUAGAUUAUGCAUUACUUAAGGGCGGAAAUCUAACUUAUAAGGAUCCAGUAAGUGGCUUGAUUUACACAAAUCUUCUCGAUCAGAUGCUUGAUUCUAUCAUCUUUGCCAUGCGGAAACUAGGGUUUCCAAACAUCAAGUUGGCAAUAGCAGAAACUGGUUGGCCUAAUGCAGGUGACAUUGAACAAUCCGGUGCGAAUGUAUACAACGCUGCGACUUACAACCGGAAUCUUAUCAAAAAAUUGACCGUCGAUCCUCCAAUUGGGACACCGGCUAAACCCGGUGUUGUCAUUCCAACCUUCUUAUUCUCUUUAUAUGACGAGAAUCAGAAAUUCGGGCCAGGAACAGAAAGGCACUGGGGACUGUUGAAUCCGAAUGGGACUCCAAUUUACGAAGUGGACUUAACCGGAGCACUAUCCGAACAAGAUUACACCAAUUUGCCCCAGCCUUUGAAUAACAAACCAUACAAAGGGAAGAUAUGGUGUGUAGUGGCAAAUUCAGCAAACAUAAUGGAUUUGGGACCAGCUUUGGGUAUGACAUGUGGCCAAGGCAAUGGGAUUUGUGAUGAACUUGGCCCGGGGAAAGGGUGCUAUGAACCAGUGUCUGUUGUUAACCAUGCAAGCUAUGCAUUCAGCUCAUAUUGGGCUAAGUUUAGAGACAAUGGUGCAUCAUGCUACUUCAAUGGUCUCGCUGUUCAAACCACGAUUGAUCCAAGUCAUGGAUCGUGCCAAUACCCAAGUGUCUCGUUCUAAAGAGGAUGGUUCAAAUGGAUAGCUUGAAGACACAAAUUUUUUAGUUUAUGCAUUUUUUCUUUCCCAAUAUUUAGUUUUCUAUUUAAUUAUCCUCCGAAAAUUUUUGUUUAGGGAUCAAAUGUAGCUUUCUUCUACACAAAAGCUUUAAAUUACAGGAAUUUGAAU
Molecule: messenger RNA, 1528 nt
Organism: Olea europaea var. sylvestris
Lineage: Eukaryota; Viridiplantae; Streptophyta; Magnoliopsida; Lamiales; Oleaceae
Product: probable glucan endo-1,3-beta-glucosidase A6
Exons: 5
Coding region: 35-1363 (442 amino acids)
Biological process (GO): carbohydrate metabolic process
Cellular component (GO): plasma membrane
Molecular function (GO): hydrolase activity, hydrolyzing O-glycosyl compounds
Source: RefSeq, a predicted model, not a curated record